Molecule: messenger RNA, 3374 nt
Organism: Aphanomyces astaci
Lineage: Eukaryota; Oomycota; Saprolegniomycetes; Saprolegniales; Verrucalvaceae
Product: leucine-tRNA ligase
Exons: 4
Coding region: 26-3295 (1089 amino acids)
Biological process (GO): leucyl-tRNA aminoacylation
Molecular function (GO): leucine-tRNA ligase activity; ATP binding; aminoacyl-tRNA deacylase activity
Source: RefSeq, a predicted model, not a curated record
GUGGAGAAGGGGACUUUUUGAAAGGAUGGCGGGUGCCGACAACGUGUCUGUGAAGCUGAGCGGCAUGGACAUCGCUGUGGAAGAGAAGAAGUUUGGACGUCGCAACCACUUGAUUGCCAUCGAAGAGGAUGUGCAACGACAAUGGGAAGAAGCCAAGGUGUUUGAAGGCACCGUGAAGGACGGCCAGAAGAAGUUCCUUGCCACGUUCCCGUUCCCAUACAUGAACGGCAUGAUGCACAUUGGCCACGGGUUCACGAUCACCAAGGCUGAGUUCGCGACGCGGUACCAUCGCCUCAAGGGUGAGAACGCGCUGUUUCCGUUCGCGUUCCAUUGCACGGGUAUGCCGAUCCAGGCCGCGGCCAACAAGUUGAAGGCCGAACUCGAGGAAUUCGGGUUCCCCCCUCAAUUCCCUGUCGAUGCCGUCGUUGAGCCGGUGGCACCUGCCGCCGCGCAGACGUCCGAGAACAAGGCCAAGGGCAAGAAGUCCAAGCUCGUGGCCAAGACUGGCGGCGUCGUGCGCCAGUACGACAUCUUGGCCAAGAUGAUCGACGACAAGGAACUCAUCCCCAAGUUCACAGACCCGACGUUCUGGCUGCAAUACUUUCCUCCAUUCGGGGAAGCGCAUCUCCGUCGCUUCGGGCUGGCCGUGGACUGGCGCCGGUCGUUCAUCACGACGGACGUGAACCCGUUCUACGACGCGUUCAUCCGGUGGCAGCUCAACACGCUCAAGGAACGGUCCCGCGUGUCCCGCGGCAAACGCCCGAACGUGUACUCGCCCCUGGACAAGCAGAACUGCGCCGACCACGACCGCGCGACCGGCGAAGGUGUCGGGCCGCAAGAGUACACGAUCGUCAAAUUGCAAGUCAAGACGCCGCUGCCCGCGCACCUGAGCUCCCUCUCGGGGUUCAACGUGUACCUGGCGCCGGCCACGCUUCGCCCAGAGACCAUGUACGGCCAGACCAACUGCUUUGUGCUGCCAGACGGCGACUAUGGCGCGUACCGGAUCAACGAGACCGACGUGUUUGUGAUCUCGCGGCGAUCGGCGCUGAACUUGGCACAUCAGGACUUUAGCCGGACGUGGGGCCAAGUCGAGUGCUUGCUGGAGCUCAAGGGGUGGGACCUCCUGGGGCUGCCGCUGCUAGCGCCGUACGCCGCGUACGAUACCGUGUACACGCUGCCGUUGCUGACGAUUUCCAUGGGCAAAGGCACGGGGGUGGUCACGUCCGUGCCGAGUGAUGCGCCCGACGACUACGCGGCCCUUCGCGACCUCAAGCAGAAGCCGGCGAUGCGCGAGAAGUACCACCUCACGGACGAGAUGGUGUUGCCGUUUGAAGUCGUGCCAAUCAUCGACAUCCCGGGCUACGGGUCCACGUCGGCGGUGGCCGUGUGCGACGAGCUCAAGAUCCAGUCGCAGAACGACAAGGACAAGCUGGCCAAGGCCAAAGACUUGGUAUACCUCAAGGGGUUUUACGAAGGCGUGCUGCUGGUGGGCAGCCAAACGGGCAAAAAAGUGUGCGAUGCCAAGGCGGGCGUGCGCAAGGAGCUGCUCGACGCCGGCCUGGCCAUCCCGUACUGGGAACCCGAGUCCACCAUCAUGAGCCGGACCGGGGACGAGUGUGUGGUGGCGCACCUGGACCAGUGGUAUUUGCUUUACGGUACAGAGGAUUGGAAGGCGCGCGUGAGCUCCCAUAUUGAAAACCCCCAGACAUUCGAAACGUAUAACCCGAUUGCAUUGGGCGAGUACCGAUCGACGCUGGAGUGGCUCAAGGAGUGGGCCCCUUGCCGCCAGUUUGGGCUCGGCACGAAAUUGCCGUGGGAUACCGAGUUUGUGGUGGAAUCGUUGUCUGACUCGACGAUUUACAUGGCAUAUUACACGAUUGCGCACCACUUGCAGAGCAACGUGGACGGGUCCCAAGGUGGCCCCCAUGGCAUCAAAGCAACCGACUUGACCAAGGAAGUGUUCGACUUUAUCUUUUUGAACGGCCCAGUACCGGCGCAGUCGGCCGUGUCUGAGGCAGUGUGGCGCCAGCUCCAAGCCGAAUUCGAGUACUGGUACCCCGUGGACUUGCGUGUGUCUGGCAAGGAUUUGAUCCGCAACCACUUGACUAUGUGUCUGUACAACCACGCUGAGAUCUGGGCCAACGACCCAGCCAAAUGGCCCCGCAGUUUCUUCACCAAUGGCCACGUGCUAGUCGAUGCGGAAAAAAUGUCCAAGUCCAAGGGCAACUUUUUGACGCUCGAGUACUGCUUCAAAGAGUACGGCGCGGAUGCGACACGGUUUGCAUGCGCUGACGCGGGGGAUUCGAUGGACGACGCCAACUUUUCGCGGGAUACAGCGAAUAUGGCCAUCCUUCGGCUGACCACGGAAGAGGAGUGGAUCAAGAAGACACUGGACGACGACUUGCGCACGGGCGCGCUCAACUUUAACGACAAGAUGUUUCACGCCCAAAUGGACCAGCUUAUCACUGCGACCGCCGACCACUUUGACAAGAUGCAAUGGCGCGACGGGUUCCAGUCUGCGUUUUUUGAGCUCCAGAUCGCCCGCGAUGCGUACCGAGAUAUCUGCACGCGCGGCGAGUUUGGGCUGCACAAGGACGUGAUUGUACGCUUCAUCGAGGCGCAGACGAUCAUGCUGGCGCCCAUCUGCCCGCACAUUUGCGAACACUUUUGGAAGCUGCUGGGCCACGCCGAUUCGUUUGUGGCAAAUGCGGCGUGGCCUGCCGUGACUGGCCCCACGGACUUUACAUUGCUGCGCGCCGGCGACUUUUUGACCAAAUCGCUCAAGCAUUUCCGCGACGCUGUCAUGAAGGGCGACGCGGUCAAAGGCAAGAAAAAGCCAGCGGCGAUCGUCGAGCCCAAGAAACCCCCCACGCAUGCGCAUGUGUACUUGGCCAACGAGUUUCCAUCGUGGCAGCAGACGGUGCUGACGUUCAUGGCGACACUGUUUGACAAGGCGACCAAAUCGUUCCCGGCCGACUUUAUGGCCAAGCUCAAGGUGCUACUCAACUCCCACGACGCGCUCAAGAAGAUGACGAAGAACGUGAUGCAGUUUGCGUCGUUUGUCAAGGCGGACGCCGAACUGCGUGGCCAAGAUGCGAUCGAGUUGAGCAUGCCGUUUGACCAGAAAGCCGUGUUGGAAAGCAACAAGCUGUACUUGCUCAAGUCGCUCGACCUGCAAGAUAUUUCGUUUUACAACGUGGAUGGCCAUGUGGCAGUUGAAGGGGGCGACGCCAAGAAGAUUGAAGCCGCCGCUCCUGGAAAGCCCACGAUUUACCUCUACUCUAUCGACUUGUAACUCUGAAUCGAGAUGGGAGCUUGAGCCACCGGGAAGAAUACUCGUGUUUCGAUAUGAAUACACACUAGAAAAUUGCAUA